This is a messenger RNA of Cutaneotrichosporon cavernicola, 726 nucleotides long. RefSeq lists its product as uncharacterized. Gene Ontology annotation, cellular component: mitochondrion. Lineage: Eukaryota; Fungi; Basidiomycota; Tremellomycetes; Trichosporonales; Trichosporonaceae. The transcript has 2 exons. The record is from RefSeq and is a predicted model, not a curated record. The coding region runs from base 1 to 726 and encodes 241 amino acids.
AUGAUCGGGCUCCGCACCGCACGAUUGGCAGCGCUGCGCGGCCUCACGCGUCCCCUCCCGCGCGUGACCCCUGCUCGACCUCCAACGCGCGCAUACUCAACCCCCACCCGCCCAAUCUUGAGGCAACGGCUCCCCGGUCGUCGGUUCAACAGCACCCAUCCGAACCCGCACACGGCCCAUUCGGCCGCCCAAGAACCUCCCAAGACGGCCACUCAGCGAUUCAAGGAACUGACCAAGACGUAUGGUUCCUACGCCAUUAUCAUGUACUUGGCGUUGUCGGCCGUCGAUUUUAGCGUUGCGUUUGCGAUUGUACACAGCGUAGGGGUCGAGCGGGUCGAACCGUACACACACCAACUCGUAAAGUGGUACCGCCGCCUCCGACAUGGCGAGGCUGGAGCCGAGGCACUGGAGAAGGCCGACGCGGCUAGGAAGGCCGCCGACGAGGCUGAGGAAGCGGCCGACGAGACUAUUGGGAAGAAGGACGCUUGGUGGUCGAACAAGGCUUUGUGGGCCGAGAUCGCACUCGCAUACUCUAUUCACAAGGUCGGGUUCUUGCCCAUUCGCGCCGGGUUGACUGUCGCGUGGACGCCCAAGGUCGUUAAUUGGCUUCGGGCACGGGGAUGGAUCGGAAAGGCCGGUACCAAGCGCGCAAUGAAGCAGGGCCAGGAUAAGGUCCGCGGCGCAAUGCAGCAGGCCAAGGAUGUUGCCAAGGACGCGAGGCGCUAA